This is a messenger RNA of Chenopodium quinoa (quinoa), 1526 nucleotides long. Its product is annotated as probable plastid-lipid-associated protein 7, chloroplastic. The transcript has 7 exons. The record is from RefSeq and is a predicted model, not a curated record. The coding region runs from base 497 to 1291 and encodes 264 amino acids. Lineage: Eukaryota; Viridiplantae; Streptophyta; Magnoliopsida; Caryophyllales; Amaranthaceae.
GUGUCUAGCAGUUGAUUAGUUUGAAAUUAUAAUUAAUGAGUAAUGUUGCAAAUACCCUUCUAUAAAUCAAUGAGUAAUUUUGCAAAUACCCUAUAUUGCAGUUAAAAUUUCAAAAAAUUGAUAAAUGAAUGUAAAUAAAUAUGAUUUUCCUAACGGACAAAGGUCAAAAGAGGAGUGAAUAAGAGUAUUUUUGUGCAUUCAGUAGUAAGCAAAAAUUGUUAUUUUUUAUGUUCAACCGGGUACUUAUAAAGAAUAUUACUCCGUAUUAGUUUACAUGAAUUAUAUAUCUAAACUUUUGUAAAAAAAAAAAAAUAAAAAAAAAAAAAACUUUGUUAAUCAAUUAAUUAUUUCACUAAUUAAACGAUGGCAUUAGAGUCAAAAGACAUGAAUUACCGAAACUACCCCAACCGUACUACAUUAAAUACCCCAUUAUACCCUUUAAUAUGUGCGUCCACCCAAUAAUUUUGAAUGAUUUUUUUUUUUUAUCCUUCCUUCAAUGGCCACUAAGCUUAUGCAACCACCAAUAAUCCCUGCUUCACAUUCAUUUCCACAAUUAUCCCAAAUCAAAAUCCCACUUACUUCAUCAUUCUCACUUCCAAAUUCGAAACUCAACUGUACAAAAUUUAAGCAUUAUUUAUCUUCUGGGUUUACACUUAGAGUUGAUUGUACUACUGAAGAACACAGCUCAGAUUUGCUUCUCAAUAAUGAAGACAUUAAUUCUCUUACUAAAUCAAGUAUUUAUAACUCUAUUGAAGGUACCAAUAGAGGUGUUUUUGGGGUUACAUCUGACAAGAAGAGAGAAAUUGAGGAUUUGGUGAUGGAACUUGAAGCUAAUAACCCAACACCCAAUCCAACACACACUUUAGAUAAGGUUAGUGGAUGCUGGAAGCUUAUAUAUAGUACAAUUACUAUAUUGGGUUCAAAAAGAACUAAGCUUGGACUCAGAGAUUUUAUCAAUUUGGGGGAUUUUUUACAGAUCAUUGAUAUUGCUGAGGGCAAAGCAGUCAACAUAAUCAAGUUCAGUGCAAGAGGACUGAUUCUGCUAAAUGGUCAGUUGACAGUUCAGGCCUCUUUCAGUGUUGUCUCACCAUCGAGAGUAAGUAUCAAGUAUGACAAUUCACAGAUCACCCCAGAAAAGCUGAUGAAUUUGUUCAAGAAAAAUUAUGAUCUUUUACUCGGCAUAUUCAAUCCAGAAGGUUGGCUGGAGAUCACAUAUGUAGAUGACACGAUGCGGAUAGGAAGAGAUAAUAAAGGCAACAUCUUCAUACUAGAAAGAACAACAGAUAGUUGAUCAAUUUUACCUCGAUGUUUCUAUCAUGGCCUUGAGAUCAAGUGCUAUAAGAGUUUACAAGAGGCAAACAAAAGUAUGGAAGUGAGAAUUUUCAAGUGUGCAGGGCUAGCAUUCACUUCUUGUACAUGUAUUAUUUUGAUUCACAAAUACAAUGCUUUGUAGAUAUCAUUUCAUUGUCUGCGGAAUUUGUUUGCAAGCCCAAACAUUGAUUGCAAACCUUUCGACUUUCCUCGAA